Messenger RNA from Xenopus laevis (African clawed frog), 1062 nucleotides. RefSeq names its product ubiquitin conjugating enzyme E2 K L homeolog (gene ube2k.L). The transcript has 7 exons. Lineage: Eukaryota; Metazoa; Chordata; Amphibia; Anura; Pipidae. The coding region runs from base 222 to 824 and encodes 200 amino acids. Gene Ontology annotation, molecular function: ubiquitin conjugating enzyme activity; ligase activity. The record is from RefSeq and is a predicted model, not a curated record.
CGUGUCUGGAAGUUCUUCCUGUGAGCCGCCCUGACUUUUCUACUGCGCAUGUGUCAGAAUCGCCAUUUUGCAGUGUACUGUUGUGCUAGGUUUCGUUGUGCGGGGCGGGGGAGGCAGAGCACACAGGGCCGGGAGAGUAGGGAGGCCGGAAGCCUGGCGUACUUCACGUGCACUGCAGCAAUUUCACGUGACUCCGUGCAAGUACGAAAAGUGGGGCAGUCAUGGCGAACAUCGCAGCGCAAAGGAUCAAAAGGGAGUUCAAGGAGGUGCUGAAAAGCGAAGAGACUAGCAAAAACCAAAUCAAAGUAGACCUUGUAGACGAGAAUUUCUCUGAGCUCCGUGGUGAAAUAGCCGGUCCACCUGACACACCUUAUGAAGGUGGGAGAUACCAGUUAGAAAUCAAAAUUCCAGAAACCUACCCAUUUAACCCCCCUAAGGUGCGCUUUAUUACCAAAAUCUGGCAUCCGAAUAUUAGUUCAGUCACAGGAGCCAUCUGCUUGGACAUAUUGAAAGACCAAUGGGCUGCAGCUAUGACUUUAAGAACAGUAUUGUUAUCGUUGCAAGCUCUAUUGGCAGCAGCAGAACCAGAUGAUCCACAGGAUGCAGUGGUGGCCAAUCAGUAUAAACAGAAUCCAGAAAUGUUUAAACAGACGGCUCGACUGUGGGCACAUGUGUAUGCAGGAGCACCCGUCACUAGUCCAGAAUACACGAAAAAAAUAGAGAACCUUUGUGCCAUGGGCUUUGAUAGGAAUGCAGUAAUAGCCGCCUUGUCGUCAAAAGCCUGGGAUGUAGAGACUGCGACAGAAUUACUUCUGAGUAACUGAGAGCUGCUCGUCCGCUCCCGCCCCUACCUGAACAGCACGUCACCUGUUAUUUUAGCAUUCUGCAUAGGUUCUCUUUCAUAAAGGCACCCCUACUUGACUGUGCUACUUACACUGUACCCGAGACUGACGGCAAAGAAACUGCUGUGUAAAUUAAGCUGUGUAAGCGUUUGUGUAAAUUACAUCAAUUCAAUGGGACGGCUUGAAUUCUUCAUUUUUUUUUUAUUUUUUUUAAAUUCUG